CAAGAUAUUUGGAAAUAUUCCAAAUACUUAUCUGCAUCAAAUGGUAAUUCAAAUGUCUGUUCUUCCUCUAGAUCAAAAAAGACUAAUAGGCAAAAGCAGCAACAAUCACAGCCGCAACCACAACAACAUAAUGAAGAAAUCAAGUAUGUAGGAGUGAGGCGGAGGCCGUGGGGAAGAUAUGCAGCUGAAAUAAGAAACCCUACUACAAAAGAGAGGUAUUGGCUAGGUACUUUUGAUACGGCCGAGGAGGCUGCAUUGGCCUAUGAUAGAGCUGCACGGUCCAUAAGAGGCUUGACUGCUAAGACCAACUUUGUCUAUUCCGAUAUGCCUCGUGGCUCCUCAGUAACUUCCUUCAUCUCUCCUGAUGAAUCCCAACGUUUCAUUUCCGAGUUAUUCAACCAUUCUUUUCAACCAGAAGCUCCUAACAAUAUCACCACCAACAAUCUCUAUUCAUCGACCAACACCGAAAACCAAAACUCUAAUGAGUUCUCAUACAAUGGGUGGCCACAUGAGUCCGAAUGUGAUUAUCAAUCUAUAAACACUAAUGAUGAGCAUUGUGAUCAUGAGCUUCCACCUCUUCCUCCAAGUACUUGUUUUGGAGCUGAACUUACUUAUCCAGAGACCGAUAGCUAUUGGAAUGUGGCGAAUACUAGUAUGGAUUAUUUCUUUGAACUUGAUGCCUUUGUGGAUCAAAACAGUCUUGUUGAGAGUGGAACUGAAGGGUUUGACUCUUCAUCCACCACAUUCUUCUACCAAUAAUAGCGAGAUGUCCAAGUUUGCGACUUUCGUCGUUGGUAUUUAAUAUCCUUUUGUUUUUUACAAUCAUUUUGCUUCUAUUAUGGACUGGACUGAAAUAUAUCAAGUCUCUCUCUCUCUCUCAAAAUUCGACUGUUUUUUUUUGUUAUUGUGGCUUAUCAAAUGCAAGAUUCUCUUCAUCGCUUGUUAGUUAUUGUAAGUUUGUGACUGCGAGGAAAAUUGCAUUAUUGCUUCAAAGUAUCUUUCUGUUUCGGUCUAUAACUUUAUUUAACUGGUGGCAGUGAUAAUAAAGAGUAAAGAGCGUAGUUCCAAUCUGUAUAUUUUCUUUUUAGUUCCAAUCUAUAUAUUAUACACAUUUCGAACUUGCAAUCUUUGAGAAAUAUUUUGUGGAGAACAUGCACUUACUAACCUUAACUUUCAACUUUAAUGAUUACAUCACACCUUUAUGACUUGAUGGUUUUGCGAUUUAGAACUACGCUUCAUGGAAUCAGUAGUUUACUUUCAUCAGUUAUCGAUAUCACCUAACUUUAUCUGAAAACACAUUUCUAUUUAUAUUUGGCCGUUUGGUAUGCGAUUGCAGAGCCGUGCGAAGGUUUAUUGAUGCCAUAAUAAGCCAAUUUUUUUUUUUGGUCAAGCGAAAUAUGUUUACAGUUUUUUUUUUUACAAUAUUGUUUUGCACUUAAAUAAUAAUAGAUAAAGAGAAACUACUUCUAAUAAUUUUUUAAUAGGGAUUUUGAUUGAUGGACAAUAUGUUUUCUAUCAAAUAUAAAAAAUUAGCAUUAAGACAGAAAAAAGUUUGAGGUGCAAUAUAAUUAAUUAACUAGAUUUUGACCCGCACAUUCGUGCGGAUAUUUUUCAUCUUAUGAAUGUAUACUUUUGAUUUAUUAUAAACAUUUUAAGUAUAUAAUUUUAAUUUUAGUGUUAUAUAUUGUGAAUAUAAACCUAUUACUGUAGUAAAUUGUAUACAUGGUAGCAUCCAUCAUAUUAUUUUAGUAAAUUUUAUUGAUAUAGAAUAUUUUUUGGAUGUUAUGAUAUUAAUUUUUUUUGUUAUUAAAUUAAGACUUCAAAAUAUUAGAUUACUUUAAUUUUUAUAACAUAGUUUGUUUUUCCGUGUAACAUUUCAAGAAGUUAUUCUUUAUUAUCUAUGAUUAUACCUUUUGAAAAAUUUAAAACAUUAUCAUUUUAAGUUUGCAUACUUAUUUUUUUAAAUUUUAUAUUUUGUCAAAAUUGUUUAGAAAAUUAUACAACUAUAUUUGAGGUGGGAGAUUAUAUGAUUUUUGAAAUUGUUUUGUUAUUAAAUAAAUACAUUAUUUUAUAUAAAUAAUUUUAAUUUCGGUAAGAUUUUUAUACAUCUCUCAGAAUAUGUUUAUAAUUAAUAUAAAUAUUAAAUUUAUAAUUAAAAUUUGAUUUGUCAUUAAAAUUUUGAAUGAAUAAUUAAAAUUCUAUAGUUUUCUAAUAACAUAUUUUUAAAUAGUAUAUGAACUAAAGGUUAGUUAUAAACUAUUAUAUUUUUGUAUAUUAUUAUUUUUUAAACAAUAUAUUGUUGAGAGUUUCAAAAUAAAAAAAUAAGUUGUU
Brassica rapa (field mustard) is the source of this 2331-nucleotide messenger RNA. Its product is annotated as ethylene-responsive transcription factor ERF087-like. Lineage: Eukaryota; Viridiplantae; Streptophyta; Magnoliopsida; Brassicales; Brassicaceae. Gene Ontology annotation, molecular function: DNA-binding transcription factor activity; DNA binding. Gene Ontology annotation, biological process: regulation of DNA-templated transcription. The record is from RefSeq and is a predicted model, not a curated record.